UAUGAGCCAGGAUUAAACAUUUUAUCUCGUCCUGUAACGGAUAUCGCGAAUUCUUCGAUUUUGAACGUAUCUCUUCGAGCAACGAACUCGCAUACCGGCUGAAAUCUCUAGAGUGCAGUUGUAGUCGUUUGUUAAUUCCUUUGACAGACGCGUAGAGAAAUUGUUGUUGCUACGUGGUUAGCUGCACGGAACAGCUUUAUCGGGUACGCGGUAAAAAUAGAUGCUUUAUAAGAAAACGUGAAAAAAGAAGAAUCUUUGCGAGUAUCGUAGGAUCUUUUUGGUCAAAUCUAGUGCGGUACAUGUGCAUUGUCCAAUCAUUGUCGAAGGAACCGUUAGAAGUUUCCGUUGUGUGCGCGUUUGAACGAUCUAGUUACACAUUUGUCAUCUGCGUGCGGGAACCACUCCCGAUUGGUGUUACGGUGUUUCCGCGAUAUUCGCCACUGACUGAAAAGGGGAUAACAUCAUGGCUGUUAAUGUCUAUGCGACAAAUGUGACAACUGAGAACUUAAGCCGACAUGAUAUGCUAGCUUGGGUAAAUGAUUGCUUGCAAUCGUCGUUCACCAAAAUAGAAGAGCUAUGCACUGGAGCGGUUUAUUGUCAGUUCAUGGAUAUGCUUUUUCCUGGGAGUGUACCAUUGAAGAGGGUCAAAUUCAAGACCAACCUUGAACAUGAAUAUAUACAAAAUUUUAAAAUUUUGCAAGGGGGUUUUAAAAAGAUGAAUGUAGAUAAGAUUGUUCCAAUUGAUAGGCUGGUCAAAGGCAGGUUCCAAGAUAACUUUGAAUUUUUACAAUGGUUCAAGAAAUUCUUUGAUGCAAACUACUCCAGAACAGAGCCAUACGAUGCACUUGCUAUGCGAGGAGGAGAACCUAUGGGUAGUGGUGGAAACAAUGCACCGCAUGGCACUAAUGCAAAACGCACCACACCACGUGAUGUAAAUUCGUCUAAACCAGCUGGUCGUAUUGGUCAAGGAUCUUCACUUCCUGCACCUGCAGCUAACAACACGACUAUUAACAAAGCACCACCCCAUCGUCCACAAAUGAAAACGGGAGGAAUUGGAAAUCGUGCAGAUACUGGUAAAGUGGAGGAGCUCAGUGCACAGUUGAUGGAAAUGAAAAUGACGCUUGACGGGUUGGAGAAGGAAAGAGAUUUCUAUUUUGGAAAAUUGCGUGAUAUUGAAGUUAUGUGCCAGGAUUAUGACAAUAAUGGAGACCCUCGAACAAUAGUACAGAAAAUCUUAGAAGUCCUUUACGCAACGGAGGAAGGAUUUGCGCCACCCGAAGAAUUGGAAGGCGAUGGUCUCGCGCCAGAUGAAGAGGAGGAAUACUAACUUUACCUUUUUGUACAAUCAUUCAAACGAAAGAACAACAGCAAAUUGUCCAAGUGCGUUUCAGUUUAUUAUGUUUAGCAAGCCAGUAUAAUUACCGGCAUUAAUAAACUACAGUAUCAGUUGCAUAAUUAUUAAACUACUUUGUAUAGCUAUUUAAGCAUUUUCGCGCCUGCAUUUUGUUACGAAGUUCAUUGAGAUCAGCACGUGAUUAGGAUAGGAAGUACGAGAAAAAUAAUGCACUUGAAUAACUUGUAUCCUAUGACGAGUAAUUAUAAUUAAGAAAGGAGCAAAGUUAGCGGUUCACGUAUUGUCAUAGUUCUUUAUCGUAAUACGAAAUAACGGUAGAGUUCUGAACAUCGACAAGUCAUUAAAAAUAUGAAAAAACCGAAAAAAAAGAGGAAUGUUUGGACACUAUCCGAGUCCACUUUGUUAUACAGUGAAGUUACGUUAACUAUGUUCAUUAAUGUGUGAAUGUUUUUUCGUUUAUAAAUGCACCGUUUUAUUGCCGAUAGAUCAUGUUGUACUUUCGUACCUCGUUGUAGUUUUCUCAGAAAUUAUGAACAUAAUUAAAUAUGCGUUCAAACCAUUUUAUCUUGUGCAAUCGUGAAACAAAGCGAAUGAUAUGUCACAAAAUACUGAUUUCCCCCGUUGCAGAAUGAUGUUGUAUGCCAAGUAUAUCUUAAAACAAGAUUAAAUUGAAUUUUACAAGUUUUAUAUUCAUCUUUUAUUUUUAUUUUAUCUGUCGACUCUGCGCGAGAAUACACUGUACGAUUUUUGUCGCAUAAUUGUACAUUCGUAGGCGCGGUUUUGAGAUUGAAUCGAGGUGGCGAUACGCAGAAUUAUUAUUCGACGACUUCUGUUUCACGUAAUCGCAUGAAUUCUGGAGAUGCGAAGGAUUUUGCUCUUUGAUUGCUUCAAGCACGUUUUCAGGUCUUCGCAUCUCCAUGAUCUGUCUUUCAGAAACAAGAAUGGCCUUAAAUCAGCGAUAUGAACUUGAGACGAAAACAGAGGAUUGCUCGAAUUGCUUUAGCGAACAAAACGCAAAGUGUAUCUCCAAGCGCUACGUGUUUGUUAGUCACGUUGUGAGCAAAAGCAAAACAACGCGAAAGGAGAAAAUUUGUAAAAUUGUAUGGACGAGAGUGAAUGAGAGACAACGAAUGAAAGAGGGUCUAACACGUAAGCAAUAAUUGUACGCUUAUAAUUUGCUGCGUGUUUAUGACUAUAAUAAUGCGUGUUCUUUGAAAUAAUCGAUUCUCAAUCAUCAUGAAUAAAUUAUGUAUCAAUUU
Messenger RNA from Megachile rotundata (alfalfa leafcutting bee), 2613 nucleotides. RefSeq names its product microtubule-associated protein RP/EB family member 1 (gene Eb1). NCBI's taxonomy places the organism in Eukaryota, Metazoa, Arthropoda, Insecta, Hymenoptera, Megachilidae. The record is from RefSeq and is a predicted model, not a curated record. Gene Ontology annotation, molecular function: microtubule binding.